Molecule: messenger RNA, 668 nt
Organism: Brassica rapa (field mustard)
Lineage: Eukaryota; Viridiplantae; Streptophyta; Magnoliopsida; Brassicales; Brassicaceae
Product: 50S ribosomal protein L35, chloroplastic
Biological process (GO): translation
Cellular component (GO): large ribosomal subunit; ribosome
Molecular function (GO): structural constituent of ribosome
Source: RefSeq, a predicted model, not a curated record
UUUAUCUCUCUGGGGCAAAGGCAAAAGCUUAUCUUCUUCUCACAAUCAGAGCAGUGAGUGCCAAAAAAGAUUCAAAAGUCGCCGAGAGCACAAACCCUCCUCUAAUGGCGUCUCUCUCCAUGGCUUCCGUCAACCUUAGCUUCUCUCCCUUACGCUCUCCUCCAAAGGUCUCCACUCACGCUUCCGUUCAAUUCGCUCGGUUCAGCUCGUCGAGUCUUGCCUCAGCUCACUGCAUUUCUGGGCUUCGCGCGGUUCUUCCUCAGAAGAUAUCCACCGUCGUCUCUCAGAGUUCUCAGAGGCUUCAGACUCUUACCGUUUUCGCUCAUAAGGGAUACAAGAUGAAGACCCACAAGGCCUCGGCGAAGAGGUUCAGGGUGACGGGUAGAGGGAAGAUAGUGAGGAGGAGGUCCGGGAAGCAGCAUUUGUUAGCUAAGAAGAACAACAAGAGGAAGCUGCGUCUUUCCAAAAUGCAUGAAGUGAGCCGGAGUGACUAUGACAAUGUGAUAGGCGCUCUUCCCUACCUGAAAGUCAACCGAAAGGCGACUUAAGCAGAGCCGGCUUGAUCAUUUUCUUACCUGCAUUUCUCAUUUUGUAAUCUAAGUUGUGAUAAUACUCUCUUUUGUUUUUGUGAUUUUUUGGUCAAUGAGUUGAUCCUUCUUCUACCUUCU